This is a messenger RNA of Panicum virgatum (switchgrass), 889 nucleotides long. RefSeq lists its product as uncharacterized. Lineage: Eukaryota; Viridiplantae; Streptophyta; Magnoliopsida; Poales; Poaceae. Bases 207 to 596 code for a protein of 129 amino acids. The transcript is spliced from 3 exons. The record is from RefSeq and is a predicted model, not a curated record.
CCAACCCCGGCGCGGUCGGCGCCUGCACGGCGCGCCCGGACCAGACCCGCCUUGCCGCGGUCAGCCGCCGCCCCGCCGCGCCGCUUGCUCCCCGCUGCAGCCCUCGUGCCUCCUCCUCGCCUUCUCCACCGGCGGAUCCGAGGGCCCAGCCGCCUCUACUCCACGCCCAACGGCGUGUGGCUCCAUGCAAGGAUGAGGGCGGGGAGAUGACACUGACGGGUGCCGAUGAGGGGAUCCCGCGGGGCCUCCUCCCCGCUCGCUCCAUCAGCGGAUCCGGGGGCCCAGCCGCCUCUACUCCACGCCCGGCGACGUGUGGCUCCGCGCAAGGACGAGGGCGGGGAGACGACGCCGACGAGGGGAUCCCGCAGGGCCUCCUCCCUGUCCACUCCACCGGCAGAUCUGGGGGCCCGGCAGCUUCUCCUCCACGCUCGGCGCAAGGACGAGGGCAGAGAGAUGGCGCCGGCGAGGGGUUCCAGGACAGCGACGCCAGUCGAGUACGCGGUGGCCGGGUUGGGUCUCAAGUGAUGCACGGCUGCUUCGGUCUUCAUCUGCGUGCUUGUGCUGUUUGCCAACUUGCCAGGACUUUGAAAAUUUGAAGAACAAUUGUACCCAUGACCUGCAAAGGUGUGCUACAUGGUAUGGGAUGAUAGGCUAUGUUGCAACUUCUUUUGCUGCUGCAGCUGCAUGCAUUUUAUUGAUGGGUUGAUGGUCAAAUAGAUUGCAAUACUUUUGCCGUUUCUGGUGAGUAACUUGAGUGCCAUAGUGGAUCCUGAUGUAUGCUAAUACAUGUCUGUGAUGUAAUAUUGGGUUCAAACUAUUCGUCUGUGAUGUGAUGUAUCAGAAUUGCAACAUUUUAUAUGCCAUCAAUUGCUGGAUUGGAAUUUAAUUC